UUAAGAAGACUUCUUCACAGUCUUCUCGAUCACUUGUCAGUGUUCAGAUCGUCAUUUCUCUCCAUUUGAAAAGAAAUUUUGUUGGCAUUUGAUUUUCACAAUGUUGCGCCUUAGUUAGCAUUUUUUGUUUUUUUUUUUUUGUUUUUCAAAGUCGAGAACUGUUGUUUUAUUUCUUUUUCCGCUCUUUUAUUUAAUAAACUAAUUUUUUUUCUUAUUUAUUAUUAUUAAUAUUUUUAAAUACAAUUUGUUAUUAUUUUUAUUUUGAAUAUUAAACAAUUUUCCGGAACCGAGAAUAUUUUGGAAAUAGAUUUUUUUUUAAAUUGCAUUUUUUUUGUGUGAUUAAUAAAUUAAUGAACGGAAAUUAUUUGGUGAAAUGGAUAAGAAACUUUUAGGAAAAGUGAUUAAAAUGUUUUGUUAAUUUUUUGUGUUGAAAUAAAAUUUUUUGAAAAAAUUGGAAUUCAGUGAAGAUAUUUUUCCGAAUGACAAAUUGUUUCUAUUGAAGAUUUUUGAUAAAAAGGGCAAUUAUUUUUGAAAAUGGACAGUCAGGGAUUUCGGGACUUCAGUAGAGCUGUGAUAGAUUAUAUAAUAAAUUAUAACGAAACCCUGAGGGAUCGAAAUGUCCUUCCGUGUGUCAAGCCAGGAUAUUUGAGUCGAUUGGUACCGGCAGAGGCGCCAAGUGAACCAGAAUCCUGGCAGGAUGUCCUUAAGGACAUCGAGAGGGUCAUUAUGCCAGGUGUGACACACUGGCACUCGCCACAAUUUCACGCAUUUUAUCCCGCCGGAAGUUCGUAUCCUUCAAUAGUGGGCGAAAUGCUGAGCGCAGGAAUUGGUUGUAUAGGAUUUUCCUGGAUUUCCUCGCCGGCUUGCACGGAACUUGAAGUCGUCACUAUGAAUUGGUUAGGAAAAUUGUUAGAUUUGCCAAAGGAAUUUUUAAAUUGCAGUGAAGGACCCGGGGGCGGUGUCAUUCAGACAUCCGCCAGUGAAACAAUAUUUGUCGUUUUAUUGGCAGCACGUGAGCGGACAGUACGACGAAUGAAAUUAUUGCAUCCCGAUUGGGACGAGGGACUAAUUAGAUCGAAAUUAAUUGCCUACACUUCCGAUCAGUCGAAUUCCUCAACAGAGAAAAGUGGACUUUUAGGAGCAAUGCCAAUGAGAUUAUUGCCAACUGAUGAAAAAUGUAGUUUACGAGGAGAAACAUUAUUGCAAGCCAUUGAAAAAGAUAUAAACGAUGGUUUAAUUCCAUGUUACGUGAUUGCCACUUUAGGCACGACUGGCACAUGUGCUUUCGAUAAUUUAGACGAAAUUGGACCAAUCUGCAAUGAACAUCAUAUUUGGCUGCAUAUUGAUGCUGCUUACGCGGGCGCUUCAUUUGUUUGUCCCGAAUAUCGUUACUUAAUGUCCGGUGUACAGUACGCAGAUUCAUUUGAUUUUAAUCCACACAAAUGGCUUCUCGUUAAUUUCGAUUGUUCUGCCCUGUGGAUUAAGGAUUCAAAGUGGCUCACUGAUACAUUCAAUGUGGAUAGAAUUUAUUUGGCUCACGAAAAUGAAGGAUUAGUUCCUGAUUAUAGGCAUUGGCAAAUUCAGCUCUCUCGUCGUUUUCGAUCACUGAAAUUGUGGUUCGUUUUACGAUUGUAUGGAGUCGAGGGACUUCAAAAAUAUAUUCGUAAUUCGAUAAAAUUGGCUCAACUUUUUGAAGAGCAGGUCAAAUCGGACGAUAGAUUUGAAGUUGUCACUGAAGCUGUUAUGGCAAUUGUUUGCUUUAGAAUAAAGGGCGAUGAUUCUUUGACGAAACAACUAUUCGAUCGAUUAAUACAAAGAAGAAAUAUUUACGUAACUGCCGCAACGUGUCACAAAAGAAUGGUAAUAAGAUUCGUCAUAUGCAGUGAAUUUUCACGUGAGGAUGACAUACAUUUUGCUUGGAAUGAAAUCAGUGAAUUGACAACGGAACUACUUCCAAUGAAAUCGCUCGCGAUAAAAAUUCAAAUUUGUGAAAGUGAAUCGUUUGAUCAGGCAGAUGAUGAAAUUGCCAUCAAAUUCAAUGAGAAACAAAAGAGAAAAAAAAUUCCCAAAAGAUGCCGUUGAGAUUAUCUAUAGAAAAGUGAAAUCUCACUUGUGGAAUAUAAAAAAAAAACUUUAUUUUAUACUAUUUUUAUUUUUUAUAUAUAUUAAUUGUAGAUUGAAAUAUUUAUUAGCAAAUCAAAGGAAAAAUGAUUCUUUGUAGCAAAAAAAAAAAAAAAAUAACAUUAGAAAAAAAAUCCCUUUUGGGGUUUCUUGUUAAAUUUCCCUCUUAAUUCCCUUUCAUUAUUAUUUGAAU
Messenger RNA from Leptopilina heterotoma, 2314 nucleotides. Its product is annotated as aromatic-L-amino-acid decarboxylase-like. Gene Ontology annotation, molecular function: pyridoxal phosphate binding; aromatic-L-amino-acid decarboxylase activity. The transcript is spliced from 9 exons. Lineage: Eukaryota; Metazoa; Arthropoda; Insecta; Hymenoptera; Figitidae. The coding region runs from base 535 to 2082 and encodes 515 amino acids. The record is from RefSeq and is a predicted model, not a curated record. Gene Ontology annotation, biological process: amino acid metabolic process; catecholamine metabolic process.